CUGAGGCUGGCUUUGUAGCCAUGGUAGAGAGACUGCUCUUUCUCCUUUUCUGUGGACAUAUUGCACUAACCCUGGGAAAUGCUCAGAAAUUGCCAAGAGUGAAAAGACAGAGCCUGAAAGUUCAGAUCAAUGCGACAGAUGAUACUGUUUGCAUGAAGUAUCUUCGACCUAGUCAAAACACCAAGCUUGAAGGUUUUGUCCUAGGUUAUGGAAGCAGCUUCUUUUCUAAUCAGUACAUUCGUCUACCUUCUGAAGGAAAAACAUACACAACAGAACUUGAUGCAGAGCCACGGUAUUUAAUUUCAGUAAGACCAGCACGCAACUCAAAUAACAAGAAAUCUUGCUCAGGUCGGAGCAAGACUCAAAAGCCUCUGCAGCUGGUAGUUGGGACCUUGACCCCAACCUCUGUCUUCCUCUCUUGGGGCAUCCUAGUCAACCCUCAACAUGACUGGACAGCAACAAGUAGCUGCGCUAGUGACAGCAGGUUCUAUACGGUUCGCUACAGAGAAAAGGAUAAAGAGAAGAAUUGGGUUUUUCAGCUUUGUCCUGUUACAGAGACAGUAGUGGACAAUCUGAAGCCAAACACACUUUAUGAAUUUGGAGUAAAAGACAACGUAGAGGAUAGUAUUUGGAGCAAGACUUUAAAUCACAAGACAGUUCUGUCUAAUAAAAAAGUAAAUGGACAACUCCAGAAUAUGUACAAGUUGAUACCUAAUUCUCAAACACAGCUUACUCUAAGAGAUAAUAAGAAGUUAGUCCCUGUCACAAUAAUCAAACAAGUUAUUCAAAAUCGGACGCUGUCAAAGACUUCAGAUAUUUCUUCUCUGCCAGGAGCAAUAUUAGUGCACCUUAUUGUUCCAGGACUCAAUGAAACUCAACAGAAACUUCCUCCUCCUCUGACAAUAGAAGACCUAUCUCAAAUAUCUAAGAAAAAGAUGGCUAAGAAUGAAACUCAGCUAUGGCCUGCUGAAUCCAAAACACCAGAAGUUCAAGAAAUCUCCCCACAGGUCCUGCCAGCCAAAACUGAGAAAAGCAAUGGACCUGAGGAAUUAAAAUCAACACCUAAACCAGAAUUGGAGCAAACUCAAAGCAUACUGGCUUCUAAUGAAAUACAGCCACGUCCUCCUGGAUCCAGAACAUAUGAUGCUCCAAAAAGUCUACUGACAGAACUUGCUACUCAGAGUCCAGCCUUGAAACAUGUAUCUCUCCCUCCUGUGGAAACCAAAGACUUGCAAAUGGCUUUUGAUGAAACACAGCCUAUUUCUUCAAGAUCCAAAGCRUCUGGCACAACAGGAGUGCAACCAACCAAAUCUGCUUCACAUGACUUUCUUCAUGUUACUUCUACUCCUCAAACUUUUGCAACUCCAGAAAUAUCAGACACUGAUGAAAUGAAACCUCUUUCUUCAAGAUCCAAAAUAUCUGGCUUGCCAGAAAUAUUACCCACCUCAGCUGCAACACUGAGACCAGACCUGGAGUCGCCCUCCACUGCUUCACUGGAGAUGGCCAGAGCUGCGAUGGCUUCACCUGACUUUCUUCAUGUUACUUCCACUUUCCAAACCUCUGCAUCUGCAGAAAUGUUAGAAACAGAGAAUGCUACCCAGGAACCUGUCCUGAAAUCCACAUCUCUUCCCUCCAUGAAAACCAGAGGGACAGUAAAGGCUUUUGAUGAAAAACAGCCCGUUUCUUCAAGAUCUGAAACAUCUGGCAUCCAAAAAAUGCCAUCAGCGAUACCUGCUCUCCUAAGGCCAAUCCAGGAAUCCACAUCUUUUCCUUCUCUGGAAACCACAAGGACACAAGUGAUGGCUACUCGGAGACCAAAAUUGAAAUCUCCUUCAGCUUACCUGACAACUCAAGGAAGAGUGGAGGCUUUUGAUGAUAUUCAGCCUGUUCUGCCAAGCCCUGGGACACCCAGUAGGCCUGAAAUAGCACAUCCUGGACCAGCAACAAGUGAAUCUAUUCUGGAAUCUUUCACACCUAAAACUUCUCAUCCUUUUCAGUGGCCAAGGGUAACAUUAGCUCCAAAAGAAACACCACUUACUCCUUCUAAACUGAAACCAUCUGUUACCCCAGAAGUACAGCAUGUGAAGCCUGCCCCUAAGCCACCGCUUUUUGAGUAUUGUACACAUAAAACGCCUCAGAUCAGUGAACAUCCGAAAGCAACACUAGCUCCUAAAGAAGCAAAACCUUCUACAUCUAAACCUGCACCAUCUGCCAGAACCAAAAAACCACGACUCAAACCUGCAGCAACCGUUCCUGUGUCAAUCUCUACUGAGAAUCCAUACACAUUUGAACAUCCACAAACCUCAGAGGUCUUGGAACCCAUUACAUUUAGAAUCGAAUCGCCAGGGUCAACCAUAGCUCCAAAAGAGACUCACCGUAUUCCUUCUAAACCUAAAACUUCACCCAAACUUCAUAUCCCGCAUGCCACAGGUGUCCUGGAAUCGGUAACAUUUAGAACUGAUGAACCAAAAACAGCARUAGUUCCAAAAGAAAUGCACCGUUUUCCCUCCAAACCUAAAACUUCACCAAGAGCAGAGGUGCCACAAACCAAACCUGUCCUGGAUCCAAUUAUGUUUAGAACUGAGAAACCAAAGUCAACAGUAGCUCCUAGAGAGACACAUCGUGGCCCUUCCAAACCUAGAACAUCACCUACUCCACGUGUUCCUCCAACUAGAGCAAGUCCAAAAGAGAGUCGACGAGUCUCCUCAAAGCCUAAAGCCUCCCCAAGUCCAGAUAUAUCACAGACAAGACCUGUUUUGGCACCUGUAACAUUUACAGUUGAAAAACCAAAGGCAACAAUAGCUCCUAAAGACCUGCCACAUACUCCCUUUAAACCUAAAGCAGUACCCAUUCCGGAUGCUUCAUAUACCAAACCUGAAAUCAUUCCACCCUUCCAUGAGCCAGUUACCACUAUGAUUCCUCAUAUUCCUGAAAGAACRAAGGCAACACUGGCUCCCACCGAAAAACAGUUAAUUCCUAUCAAACCAAAAGUUCCUGCCAAGCCAAGAGUGCCACACACCAAACCUGCGAUACAUCAAACAACCCCACAACCAUUUAUUACAAAAUCUUCUACUACCACUGAGCAGACAAGGGCAACAAUGGCUCCUAAAGAAACACUGCUCAUUCCUUCUAAACCCAAAACAUCUGUCGGGCCAGAAGUACCACAGACUAAACCUGCUCCAAGGACGACACACCUGGGAUCAAUUAACCUUAUAACGGUUCAUGUUGUUGAUGGGUCCAAAAUGACUUUGGUGCCCAAUGAAACAUACCAGCUUUCACCGAGACCAAAAAGUCCUCUUGCAACUGAGAUUCCCCAGUCAAAAACAGCACCACAUAAAACACGUCUCACUUCUGCAAGACCAAAGCCAUCUGAUAAAUCACAGACUAGACCUGCUCUUAGCAGAACCACACUAGCACCCCCUAGAACAAGAACUCCUGGACUGCCAAAAUGGAUUGCCCCAGCAACAGAUGAUGUAUAUACACCUGAAGAUAUUGUCAAACUAAUUGGUGUGGAUAUAGGAAAACCUGCAGAACAUAGUGAUACUUGGGAAAAGACAUUUUCUGUAACUACAUCACCCGGCCCUCACCGUCCUCCAGUACCUCCUGUCAGGCCCACGCCAAUGCGAAGAAAGCCUCUGCCUCCAAACACAGUGACUGGUAAACCAGGGAGUCCAGCUAAACCUGCUGGGCCCACAACACUUGUGAAGACAGGAGUUCCAUAUAAGACACCAACAGCUUCUGCAACUCCAGAUUAUUAUGUUGACGCAACGGUCUUCAGCUCAAGUCCUACAUCAGAAACUGAUUCCUCAGGCAAGCCAAGAUACCAAGCCCCUCAUGUCAAGUACAUGAAGAAAGAUGAAGAUGUGCCUUGUUCUAUCACAAGCUCCCUUGAACACUUCCCUCAAGAAGAAGGCGGCAGCAAGGAAGAAGCUACUCGUCCUCCACAAAACCCUCCAACCAAUCUCACAGUGGUGACAGUCGAGGGCUGCCCAACUUUUGUCAUAUUGGAUUGGGAAAAACCAGACAAUGAUACUGUUACUGAGUACGAAGUUGUGUCAACUGAAAAUGGAGCAAGUGAUGGUGAAAAGGAGCAGUCGAUUAUCACUACAAAUCAGACCCAUUCCACUGUGGAAAACCUAAAACCUGACACAAGUUAUGAGUUCCACGUGAAACCUAGAAAUCCUCUUGGAGAAGGCCCGAGCAGCAACGUUGUGGCGUUCAAUACUGAAUCAGCGGACCCAAGAGUGAGCGAGCCCAUUUCAAUGGGAAAGGAUGCCAUCUGGACUGAAAUCCCAUUCAAUUCUGACACCUAUUCAGAAUGCAAAGGGAAGCAAUACGUAAAGAGGACUUGGUAUAAGAAGUUUGUAGGUGUGCAGCUGUGUAAUUCAUUGAGAUAUAAGAUCUACCUCAGCGACUCCCUCACAGGAAAAUUUUAUAAUAUUGGAGACCAGAGGGGCCACGGAGAAGAUCACUGUCAAUUUGUAGACUCUUUCUUGGAUGGAAGGACAGGGCAGCAAGACGAUCUACCAGCCAAAGAUGGCUUCUUCAGGGCAGUUCGCCAAGAACCYGUCAAAUUCGGAAAAAUAGGCGGCGAGACUCACAUUAACUACGUUCGCUGGUACGAGUGCGGCACAUCAAUACCUGGCAAAUGGUAGAGCUGCCGUGAACGCAGCAGAGAGAGACAUCCCUYUCUACCCCCCUGCUUCCGACUGCCCAAAGCGAGCGCAAAGGUGAAGAUGGUGUUUACGGUAUGCCUGUCAUUUAAAGAAUUUUGCUAACCUGUAACGGUUUAUACAAAUCUAAUGACAAUACUGCGUUAAUUGUGUAAUAGCAUAGGCUGCUUGCUGUAGUUAUCCAGUUCUACAAAUUUGUUUUUUAGGUUAAAACAAACAGGUUAAGGAYAUGAUGUAGGAUAACAUAUAGGGAAGCUGGCUCCCUAGCUUGAGGUAUGGUUUAUAUGGUAUUUUAAAAGAUACAGUGUGUAUAUUAUUUAUCACAGUGUUGUAAUAAUUGUUUAAGGCACAAUUAUGGCAAAGUUGGUCAUGGAAUGCAAUGUGUGUUAGUUUUAAAUAYUUACUGUUUUCUGUUACAAUGUAAAGCGCUGUAAGCUAGCUGCCCCUAGUCAUAAAUUAUAGAAGCCCCUUAAUCAUUUAAUAUCCUGCAACCAGUAACAUGAAGAGCUUUCUCCCCAAGAGAAAUUGCUACAAUAGCUGCAAGAGCUAUUGUACAAGCACCUUUAAACAAUCAAGUUAUUGCAUUUGUGUUUGUUUUUACUCUGGCAGAACAGCAUGAGCAGCCUAUUGCUAAGAAGCUAGAAACAUUUUGCGUGCUCCGCUUGGCAGGGCUUUGGUUGGUUUGUCUGUUUUUCUGCAAUUAAAGCAGGAACGUAUAUAUGUGUACUUGGAAAAAAUGCAACCGGCCUCCUCCACUGCCAUGGCUUUUCAUUAAAUGGUACUGUUUUGAGAGGCUUAGCCUUAAAACUUUAAAUGGCAAAUGUAUGUGUAUAUAUAGAGAGCAAGCAUGGAAAGCUCUACAAAAUGUAGAAGAAAGAAGCCCCUGUACUUAAAACUAAGCUAAUAAUAACAGCACAACUUGUUUUCAUGAAACAAAAAAAAUGUACCAAAUGUGGUUGGUGGUUUGGGGAGCAAAGGAAAAAGAACAGUGUCAAAUGAAUGUUUGAAAAUGCUUUUAAUUUUGAUUAAAAAUCUCUACCAAAGCUACUUGUUGUAUUGCUUGAACAUUUAUGAACUAAAUAAAGAGAUG
Molecule: messenger RNA, 5763 nt
Organism: Nothoprocta perdicaria
Lineage: Eukaryota; Metazoa; Chordata; Aves; Tinamiformes; Tinamidae
Gene: ABI3BP
Product: ABI family member 3 binding protein
Exons: 57
Coding region: 21-4655 (1544 amino acids)
Biological process (GO): extracellular matrix organization; positive regulation of cell-substrate adhesion
Molecular function (GO): protein binding
Source: RefSeq, a predicted model, not a curated record